Messenger RNA from Nicotiana attenuata, 783 nucleotides. Its product is annotated as macrophage migration inhibitory factor homolog. Gene Ontology annotation, molecular function: phenylpyruvate tautomerase activity. The record is from RefSeq and is a predicted model, not a curated record. Lineage: Eukaryota; Viridiplantae; Streptophyta; Magnoliopsida; Solanales; Solanaceae. The transcript has 4 exons. Bases 70 to 435 code for a protein of 121 amino acids.
UAGAGAAAUAGGCAAGAUUUGAGGGUUUCACAGCACUGGUCGAGAACAGAAGAGGAAAGAAGAAGAAAAAUGCCGUGCCUUAACAUUUCGACAAACGUGAAUUUGGAGGGAGUUGAUACUUCCUCUAUUCUUUCUGAAGCUACCUCUUCUGUUGCCAAACUCAUCGGCAAACCAGAGGCCUAUGUCAUGAUUGUGUUGAAGGGAUCUGUUCCCAUGUCUUUUGGGGGUACAGAACAACCAGCUGCCUAUGGUGAGUUGGUCUCCAUUGGGGGCUUAAAUGCUGAUGUUAACAAGAAGCUCAGUGCUGCAAUUGCCGCCAUACUUGAGACCAAACUGUCCAUCCCCAAAUCUCGAUUUUUCCUGAAAUUCUAUGAUACUAAGGCCCACCAAAGUCAAGAAUAUGCACAAUGUCUGCAUGCUUUACACCAGUGCUAGAUCAUGGUUCCUUCUUUGGCUGGAAUGGAUCUACCUUCUGAAUUUCUAUUUCACAAUUGGUCAUCUUUGAGCCACUUAUGAACUGUAUGUAUGUGCUUGGAUCUGUAUUUGCCAAGUAACUUGAUACUAUAUCUUUUCUUGUUACUACUUGGAAUGAUGAAUGUCUGGUCCUUGUUGUGACCGAUGGAAUUAUCCUGCUUCUAAGCCCUAUAUUUGAUCUUGGAAACGUUGUCUUGAAUAGAAGUUUCGAGCUAUCAGCACUCUUAUGCUGACAUGAUAUCGUUAAAGGAAUAAGUUGUUUCUUGGAAAUAUAGCAACUCAUGUUGUCAUCGCUGAGAUUAUUUUGUU